This is a messenger RNA of Amaranthus tricolor (Joseph's coat), 2018 nucleotides long. RefSeq names its product serine/threonine-protein kinase STY13. The record is from RefSeq and is a predicted model, not a curated record. Gene Ontology annotation, biological process: protein phosphorylation. The transcript has 6 exons. Bases 711 to 1787 code for a protein of 358 amino acids. Gene Ontology annotation, molecular function: protein kinase activity; ATP binding. Lineage: Eukaryota; Viridiplantae; Streptophyta; Magnoliopsida; Caryophyllales; Amaranthaceae.
UUAUUUUACCUCUCUUCUUUUUCAAAAAAAUACACCUAAAAAAACAGUCACCGGAACAGAUACUUCUGAAUAUCUUCUUCACCGGACCUUUCCAUUUCUCUUUCUAGAGAGAGAAACAAAGAAAAUUAGUGCUUAAAGAGAGAAUACAAGCUUUCAAAAAUCCCAAAUUAUUCCUUUUUUCCUACUAAAUUAGGGUUUAUUUGAUAUUUUACUCUCAUUUUCUUCCCCAAAUCACUGUUCCAACUUAAAAAAAAAAUUCAAUCUUUAUAUUAAAGAUUCAAUCUUUUUUCAUUUUUUGCUUCAAGUUUAAGUCUUUUUUUUUCUUUUUUUUUUAAUACCUUUUAUCAUUGACAAUUUUUCUUCCAUUGAAGGAUAUUAAGAAGCUUAGAAUUCAAGUUGAAUAAGCUUUAAUCAGGAAUUUUAAGAAAAGGGUUGUUCUUGUUUUUUUAUGUUAUUUCCAAAAAAUUUCUGAAAAAAGUUAGGUAAAUUUACUUUGAUUUGUUCUCUGUUUUAUUAUUGGGAAGACUUGACUAUUCAUAGGGAAGAGAGAGAAAGUUUUGGCUUUUAUUGGGGUGAUAAACCCCAAUUGCUUCUUUUGAUGCAUCAUUUAAGAUAAAUAUUGGUGGGUUUUAUUUGCUUUUUAAUUUCCUUUUGUGGGUCUUUAAGAAAAAUUGAAAUGAGACAUUCAGAAAUUAUUUGAGAAGUAAAGCAUGAAUUUUUGUGGAGAGGAGAAUGAUGGUGGGUCAAACCCGAGUUCAGGAAACGGGCCGAUCACCGGGUCACUUGAUGAGAGUCUUCUUGUUGACCCUAAGUUGUUGUUUAUUGGGUCUAAGGUUGGAGAAGGAGCUCAUGGCAAGGUUUAUGAAGGCAGAUAUGGUGACAAAAUUGUGGCUAUCAAAGUUCUUAACCGGGGAAGUACAACCGAUGAAAGGGCAGUGCUUGAAAAUCGUUUUAUUCGGGAGGUUAACAUGAUGUGUAGAGUAAAACAUGAGAACCUUGUCAAGUUUAUAGGAGCAUGCAAAGAUCCGUUGAUGGUUAUAGUUACUGAACUGUUACCAGGACUAUCUCUGCGGAAAUACUUGAACACCCUUCGUCCAAACAAGUUAGAACUCAAUGUGGCGUUGAGUUAUGCGCUUGACAUUGCUCGUGCGAUGGAGUGUCUGCACGCAAAUGGAAUCAUACACAGAGAUUUGAAGCCUGAUAAUUUGCUGCUUACUGCAAAUCAGAAGUCGGUAAAGCUAGCAGAUUUUGGUCUUGCGAGAGAAGAAACUCUGACGGAGAUGAUGACUGCCGAAACAGGAACGUACCGGUGGAUGGCUCCUGAGUUGUACAGUACAGUCACUUUGCGCCAAGGAGAAAAGAAGCAUUACAACAACCGGGUAGAUGUUUAUAGUUUUGGAAUCGUCUUAUGGGAGUUAUUGACGAAUCGUAUGCCUUUCGAAGGCAUGUCCAAUUUACAAGCUGCAUAUGCUGCUGCAUUUAAGCAAGAGAGGCCAACUAUACCAGAUGAUAUAGCCUCUGAUCUCGCUUUCAUCAUACAGUCAUGUUGGGUUGAGGAUCCUAACUUACGACCAAGUUUCAGUCAGAUUAUCCGCAUGCUGAACGAAUAUAUCUUUACAGUUGCACCACCCGAACCUCCUCAACAGCCGCGUCUACCUGAAUCUGUCGUCAAUCAAGAUGCUUCGACAAGUAAUGGUGCUAUAACAGAGUUUUCUGCACGUGCGAAAGGAAAAUUCUCGUUCAUUCGCCAACUUUUCGCUGCUACAAGGAGGUCGAAGAACUUGUAAUGAAGAAAGGCAGCGAAUUGUGCACCGGAUUUAUGCUCGGUAAAUAGGUAUUUCGGGCCCAUCGACUUUUUUUGUGUAAUACUUUCCCGAUUAGUUCGGAAAAUAUAAUGAUGGUUAGUUCAGUAGAAUUGUUGAAAGAAAUAGCAUGUUAGUUGGAAAACAUGGUCAUGUUUAGAAAUAAAAAGGAAAUACACAAGUUGUCAAUAGUACAUCAAUACUCACUUCAUUGUA